Messenger RNA from Nerophis lumbriciformis (worm pipefish), 2663 nucleotides. It is a transcript of the gene kcnab1a, whose product is annotated as potassium voltage-gated channel subfamily A regulatory beta subunit 1a. The record is from RefSeq and is a predicted model, not a curated record. Gene Ontology annotation, cellular component: membrane; cytoplasm; voltage-gated potassium channel complex. Gene Ontology annotation, biological process: potassium ion transport; regulation of potassium ion transmembrane transport; transmembrane transport. NCBI's taxonomy places the organism in Eukaryota, Metazoa, Chordata, Actinopteri, Syngnathiformes, Syngnathidae. Gene Ontology annotation, molecular function: potassium channel regulator activity; voltage-gated potassium channel activity; transmembrane transporter binding.
AUCGCUGCGCUGAAGACAAAGUCCCAGGAGGUUCUCCUGAUGGCCCGCCUUGACUUCAGCCGGCAGGAAGAGGCGAGAGGAGCGCACUGAAGCGACGUCCAUGGAGACGCGGCGAGCCCACAGAAGUUGAACUCGAACACGGCAGACUUUCCCCCCCGUCUUCUCCCGGUCCUAAUCUGCUGCGGCGAGGCGCUCCAGCAUGCAGGUGUCCAUCGCCUGCACGGACCACAACCUGAAGAGGAGCAAUGGGGACCACGGCAAGCAGAGCGCCACCAGCCCCAGCGUGGUCAACCAGGCCAGGGCCAAGUUCCGCACCGUGGCCAUCAUCGCUCGCAGCUUUGGAUCCUUCACUCCCCGACACAUCUCACUCAAGGAGUCCACGGGGAAACACACCGGAAUGAAGUACAGGAACCUGGGCAAGUCUGGACUAAGAGUGUCGUGUCUCGGACUUGGUACGUGGGUUACAUUCGGAGGUCAGAUAACUGAUGAGGUGGCAGAGCAGCUGAUGACCAUCGCCUACGAGGGCGGAGUCAACCUGUUCGACACAGCGGAGGUGUACUCAGGUGGCAGGGCUGAAGUGAUUCUAGGAACAAUAAUCAAGAAGAAAAGCUGGAGGAGAUCCAGCUUGGUCAUCACAACCAAACUCUAUUGGGGAGGAAAAGCGGAGACGGAGAGAGGUCUGUCGAGGAAGCACAUUAUUGAAGGUCUUAAAGGGUCCCUGCAGAGGAUGCAGUUGGAGUACGUGGACGUGGUUUUUGCCAACCGACCUGACAGCAACACCCCCAUGGAGGAGAUCGUGAGGGCCAUGACCUACGUGAUCAACCAAGGUAUGGCCAUGUACUGGGGAACAUCUCGAUGGACAGCCAUGGAAAUUAUGGAGGCGUACUCUGUGGCCAGACAGUUUAAUUUGAUCCCUCCAGUGUGUGAGCAGGCCGAGUAUCAUCUCUUCCAGAGGGAGAAGGUUGAGAUUCAACUGCCCGAACUUUACCACAAAAUAGGAGUCGGAGCGAUGACUUGGUCUCCGCUAGCGUGCGGCAUCAUCACAGGGAAGUACGAGAACGGCAUUCCGGAAUCUUCCAGGGCCUCCAUGAAGUCGUAUCAGUGGCUGAAGGAGAAAAUAGUGAGUGAAGAUGGAAGAAAACAACAAGCCAAACUGAAGGAACUGAAACACAUUGCAGACAAACUCACCUGUACUUUACCUCAACUUGCUGUGGCUUGGUGUCUGAGGAAUGAAGGUGUGAGUUCUGUCUUGUUAGGAACUUCCAACCCUGAGCAGCUCACAGAGAACCUGGGGGCCAUACAGGUUCUUCCCAAGAUGACGUCACACGUGGUCUCGGAAGUGGACCACAUUCUUGGCAACCGGCCCUACUGCAAGAAGGAUUACCGCUCCUGAGCCUCAAGACCGGAGCAAACAAUGGCGUGGACCUCGUGGGUCUGGAGGAGAACCCCCUCUACUUUAGCCUGCUGGUCUUCCAGCAACACACCAGGAACCUGGCAAGCGAAAGUGCCUUGCUCGAGGGCAACGUGCCAGAGCGACAGUCUCGGUCCACUUGUUUGCGUUGACAUGAGUAGGAAGUUCGUUAACAUGCGGGGAUGACGCAAUAGUAUCAUUGUGAGCGUUGUCAUGGCAACACAACUUCUAUAUUUCAGAUAAGAAACAAUAAGAUGCAUGUUGAAGCUUCCUGUUUGAGCACAUGUCGCCCUCUUGUGGUGAACCGAGGAACUGCUGCAAAAUACAAAGAACUGCUUUUUAUUUAACGCCUCGCAACACAACCUGCAUCGCUAAAUUAAAUCAAAUAUUCUCAUACUGACUGUAAAAAAAUAGUUUUAGUCUCUAUGUAUAUAUGUUUACUUUUUUUAACAUGAAUAAGAUGUAAAUAUUUAUGGUGAGUUGCAUUAUUUACUGCUGUUUUACAUCAAAUGUAAUAUAAAAUAGCAACGUGUUGUCUUUUAGUUCCACGUGUAGAGAUUUGCCAUGAAUUUAUUUUUAUUCACGCGGAAAACUAUGGUGUCUGUAUUACUAAGCUUUUAUUUUGACACGGAAUUUGUACGUUCAAAUUAUGCUGACAAUUUAAUUUCUAAAAAUGUGAAAAAUUCCGUUUGUUUAAAUGCAGUGUUUUAAAAUUGAGUGUGUAAAAACUUUCGUGCGGAAAAGAAUGUUUUAAAACCUCAAAGCAAAGAAAAGGGCAGUCACUUCCGGUAAAUUAUCGAUCGUGUCUGGAGAAACUGCUUUUUUUGCGAGAGCCGUGUCACGUGACUGCAAGCUUGACACCUCAUUGGCUGCUUCCGCGACGGUCGCGUCAAUCUUAAAAUGCCGGAAGUGGGUAUUUAUUUGAAUUUUAUUUUGAAACACAAACUGAAAUUGAAAAACAGCAAUAACUACUUUUACAAAAAACUAUUUUUUUAUUCUGUUUCUAAUUCCAAAAGGGGAAAUUAUCAGCCUGCAGAAUCGGGAAAAACAUAAAUGCGGAACCGGAAGUUGUUGUUUAAAGCCCGCGGACUGGAUUUUAUGAAUUUUUUGGUCCCGAGUUUUAAAGCAACGAAUCUUUCUGCUCAGAUUUUUUUCAUUUUUAGUCUGAAUUAUAAUAAGAACAGUUUGAACAAACGUAGCUAUCAAAUGUUUAUUCAAUUAAAUUGUCAGCAUAAUCUGGUGUAAAAAAAAA